Molecule: messenger RNA, 1984 nt
Organism: Ilyonectria robusta
Lineage: Eukaryota; Fungi; Ascomycota; Sordariomycetes; Hypocreales; Nectriaceae
Exons: 2
Coding region: 159-1856 (565 amino acids)
Molecular function (GO): protein binding
Source: RefSeq, a predicted model, not a curated record
ACUAGUCUUCUCCCUCUGGCGAACACAUUAAACCUUAACAAUUCUUGCGGCCGCAGUUCAUUGACGACCCUCCUUCUUCAUUAGAGGCCGUAUCGCCUCUCAAUCCCUCCGCCAUAAACCCUUCGCCUGCUCCCGCUGCCCAACCCCUCAAGCAGAGAAUGGCAAUGGCAGCCACUCGUGUCUUCCCGGUCAGACGCAAUUCGACCCCAGGCGACUCGGACGACACCGACAUCAGCAUGCCUCGGUCAAUUCCCCGCAAGCGCAUCCCCAGCCAAGAAUGGGAGAAGAAGCGGCCCAUCAUCACUCGCCUCUAUCAGGAGGAGAAGAAGCCGCUCAAGGAGGUCAUGGAGAUUCUCGAGCGCGACCACAACUUUACUGCUACUGUAAAAAUGUACAAGUCGAGAAUCUGGAAGUGGGGACUCGACAAGAAGCUCAAGGGCGAUGAGGUCCUCGCCAUCCUCAUCCUCAGGACGGAGCGCGAGGCCCAAGGCAAGCCCUCCGAGUUCACCAUCCGCGGCCAACCUGUCGACCUCGACAACAUCAACCGUUACAUCCGCCGCAACCCUUCACUCGUGGCCCGAUUUCAAGCCGGCGAAGUCCCCAGCAUCCAAACAACCCUCGAGGUUCAGUGUCACACGCCUUCACCAGCUCCCAGUCCUUCAUCGACAGCCCCAAUCGAGGUCGGCCCCAUCGAGGAAGUCCUGUGUCUCUUCAGGAAUUACGUGGAUUUGUGUUUUACGAAUGGGAUAUGGGAGUACGAGUACAACGUCAACUGCACGAGUCGCCGAACAGGUGACCGAAGCGAUGAGUUGUUUGAGCGCGUGAUGACCGGCUUUGCUUUGGUCAACCGCUGCAUGAUGCGGAAAGAUGAAAUUUCCAUCGGCACGAUACUCAGCCCAGCCUUUGAGUCUCUCAAGGAGAUUGUUGCUUCCGAGAGCCCCAUAUUUGUCGCUCGGACAGCCUGUUUGUUGUGGUACCUUGAUCGGAAUCACAGAAACGACCUUCUACGGAUAGUCAUGGACUAUCUAGCCGGCCUGGUCCCCAUUGUGCUCGGCCAAGACAACCCCAUGAUCCGCAUCUGGCAGAUCUUGGGAUCCCCCCAGUUCACCGAGUACUCCGAGCUUGCCAUGCGUCUCUACUCUACCUUGGUGCCGCUUAUGGAGGAGCGAAUCGGACCUGCAAAUUACAUCACCGCCAUUCUAUACGGCGAUCAUAUCGACUAUCUUCUCGGCCACGAUCGGUCCACGGAAGCUCUCGCUGUCGCCACAAAUUACCGAGCUAAAGCAGAUGCCACUGGCAUGCAGCACCAAUGGCUCAUCGAGCUUGCCAUUGGCCAGACGGCUGUGCUUUGCAAAACGAAAGAGAGGGAGGGCAGGUUUGACGAGGCAAUCGAGUGCUUGCAGGCUCUCAAGGAGUACAACAUGGGAGACGAGCAGCAGACGGUGGUCAACAUCCAAUUGGGCAACUGUAGCUUCCGGAUGGGUGACAUCCAUUCGGCCCUCCAAUGGUUCCAAGAGGCGACGCGGCUGGCUGUUACUGGCGACGGAGACGAGCGCUUACUUCUGACGUGUCUGGCCAACCUCGAGCGCGCACACUCCGAGAUGGGCAGAGUCGUUGAGGCAGCCCAGGUGCAACAGUACCGGCUUCGCCGACUAUCAGACUUCGCGAGAGACUCAAGCACCUUUGCUAGUCCUCCCAGCUGGAGGGAGCCAUGCCAUUCGGAGACAUCUAUCGCAGCGACCAGCCCCGUCGACGACUCCAGCCGGAGCAGCAUCGAAGUUCCCGAUUGGUUGUGGGCUGCCGACGAGGCCCGGCUGCCGACCGUGACGCCCGUAAUGGGCAUGAAUGAUACAUGAGGGCUCCAAAUGAGUGGCUGCUGACGGCCAGCGAAGGAGGCGGGGGCUGUCGAGAUAUGGGGUACUUUUGACAGGGUCCUUUUUUUUCUCCCCAAUUUGUAUUAUACCCAAAAAGGCUUCUUUUUUCA